GUUUACCUGAGAUCUUGCAAUACAAAGUACCUGAGAUCUUGCAAUACAAAAGACCCAAGCCAUUAUUGGAGACACUAGGAAGUUCAUGGAAUUUUCAAUCAUCAGAAAAAUUGAAAGGAGUAUUACGGGAAGCAUUAAUAACACAUUAUGAAAAUUUUAUGCUUGGAAAAACUGAUAAAGGAUCAAUACCUGUUUAUAUGAUAUUAUCUGGUGCCGGAACUGGCAAGUCUCGAACAGCCACGGAAUUACAGGGGUUGGCAAUUGAAUGUACUGAUGAUCAACCUGAGUUGUGCAACAGACUAAAAGAAGCAUUAGUCUUCAACCUCUCAUUUGAAAAUGGCACAGCAUUUGACGUUGCUUUGGAAAAAGAUACUCAGGAAGCUAUAGGAAAACGAAUGUUAUUUCAGCUUAUAGAUGAUAUUAAUAGCUGGCAAACAUUUAUCAAAAAUUGUCCAAACGUUAUUCCAGAUCAAAUAUUUGACAAGAUUGCAGCUAGUUAUGGUAAAUCUACAAAGGAUUUGACAAUCUUCCUCACAAUAGAUGGCAUGCAAACAACCAUGGCAGAUGAAAACGACGGGAAGAACAAAGCAUCUAUGUUCUAUUCUAUGCUUACACAAUUGUCAAUUAUAGCCCGAUCUGGGUUAUUUGUUAUUUGUACUUGCACAGCAACCAUUCACGCGCCUUUUGAUCAAUUUCUUGCUGCUUCCCACCAAUUGCGCAUUUUUCUCCCAACAUGUUCUUUGGACCCACCGACGCGUCUGAAUAAUGGCCAAUGUUUGUCAGUUUUCUUGAAACAUCCAGUUAUUGAUAUGCUUGUUGAAGAUAUGGGCGGACAUGGACGGGCCCUAGAAUCACUGGAGAUGGCCCUUCAAGACAAGGAUUUGGAUCGAUGCAAUUUUGUGGAUAUUUUGCAUAAGAUUCGUAUUCAGUUGGAGAACAAUUAUAGUCUAUGGUUAUCAAAGGAUUACGCAGAUGACCUUAUCCCCCUCAUCCGUGUUAUUUUGACAGGUGAGGUGGUAUCCCUCAAUGGUAAUCUUCCUGGAACGAACACCAAGGUAGAGUCAUAUACCAGUCUGGGUUUGAUUAGAUUUGAAGGAAGUGGUGGCUUUGGUGGCUAUGGACGCCUAACUUGUCCAUACGUUUGGUUAUGGAUAGUCGCACAUAAUACCAAUGACCCUCUUCUCCGGGAAUGGAAUUUUUAUGAUGUCAAAGAAGUACAACAUAAGAAUGAUCCCACAGACUAUCCUGCAGGAGCGCAGUUUUGGCAGCAUUUCGAGGAAUUUGUUGCAAUUGUACGAGCUCUCAAAUCCAAAGUGUAUAAUCAAAGUGAUGUUGUUUCUCUGGAAACCAUUCAUAGAGGUGCAAACCAUAGCUUUGAUGAUUUAAAGAUUCUCAAUCGACAUUUACGUAUUGCAAGAGCGAUUCAUCAGGAGCAGACUGCAUCUACUUCAGUACGCUUAGUACAGUGUGAUAAGGAACAAGUUAAUGUGGCAAAUUGUGAACAUUGCAUAAUCAAUGGCUACAGCGCUUCAGCCGGAGAUAUUUUUUUAGGGAUAGAAUAUGCUAAUACAAAAACCGGAACUAACACAAAGGCACUUGAAGUUCACCAAUGCAAGUUGGUGAAGAAUAACGUAAGCCAAAAAUUAUAUGAAGCAGAGCGCGAGAAAUCAAUGAAUAGUAAUCGUAAGGAUGUAUUCAUAUUAUAUACUUGUGGAAAGGCCAACGUCUCUCCUCCAAGUGGCUGUGCCAUCGUUAGUCAAGAGAAUUGGAAUUCAUACUUUGGUCCUUUCGCCGGGCGAGCCUUUAAAUAUGCGGUCACAGGACCGGUUAAUGUAAAUACUGGCACCAUGUUUCAGCUUUCUGCUACUGAAGGAAUUGGUAAGACACGGGCAGGAAUGAUAAUAGAUGCACGAAGAAAGCGCCGCAGACCGUAUACUGAAAAGGAUAAGGAAGCCUUUAUGAAGGAUACUAAAAUACCUCGAACCGUUGUUCAUAGGCUUUCCUUUGAAUCUGUUGAUAAUACUGCUUUCAUGUCUGCUAACCCUGGCAUUGUUACUGAAAUCUGA
Paraglomus occultum is the source of this 2066-nucleotide messenger RNA. The record is from the annotation of a GenBank genome assembly. NCBI's taxonomy places the organism in Eukaryota, Fungi, Glomeromycota, Glomeromycetes, Paraglomerales, Paraglomeraceae.